AUGUCGCCUAAACUAAAGCCUCUCCUGCUGCCCCAGUUGGUUGAGCAGCGCAAACGAUCCGACUCGGCCUCCCAGAUUUCGAGCCCCGAUCCCAACGUCGUUGGUGUUUGGCCCUACGUCUUGCCUGCCACCAAUUCGUCUUGCUCCGACAUUACUUCACCCAUCACGCCCACCUUCUCUACUCGCGGCCAUGUUCGCAUGUCAAGCUCCUCCUCUUCGCUUGAUCUUCCUCAGCCCCCCCAGGAUGGCUACGUCUCGCCCUCGCUGCUUCCGGGCACCCUGACCCAAUCGUCUUCGCGCCAGCUGCCCGAUGUCGAGGAGGAGCCUCUUGAAAAGGAACUCUACCAGCAGAUAGACGAUUUGUCCGACGACGAGGAGGACAGCUUUGGUCUGUAUAGUUGUCUAUGUGACGAUGUUUGCCCUCGCGGCAACAGCUCGGAGGACCUUUUUGAUGGGGCCCUUGUGGGCGAAUUUGACAUUGACGACUACGAUGUUGGCUUUCUCAGUGACGGCGAUGUCAACAUCAACGCCUCAUACGGACAGAAGAAGCGUGCUGGUAUCGAGUCACAAUUAUCCGGUCUAGGUGCCCGUAUCGAGUCCCGGUUCCCUCAUAUUACACGAUGGAAGUCCUCCCGUCGGUCACGCUGGGCAAGUGUUGGCCCCAUGGAGUACAGCCUCGACAAUGUCCUAUCCCGAGCUCCCUCCAGUCGCUCGUCCUCCAUCUCCGCCCUCACCCGCCAAAACACAGAGGGGCUCAACGACCAUUCUAUCCCUCCCACUCCCGCACUGCCAUUUGGUAGCACCGAAAGUGUCAACAUCCCGUCCCUGACACCCAUUGUCACCGAUCAUGACAAAACCAGCAUUGAGAGGGAUCGUGCCAUGGCCACCACGCCUCUUCUGCCUCCGCUUAUGACCGGUCCUAUCGGCAAGCCGCCGCCUCAGUCUCCUCUUCAGUCGCCCACUGUUGAGUCGGUGCCUACGCCGCCAAUGGUUUCUUCGGCCGCCCAAUCACCGCACCUCAUGUCCGCACCAUUUAUGCGAUCCUCGCUAUCCUCUCGUCCAUCGAUCCAAUCGCUUCGCAAUAUCUCAAACAGCAGUGAGCUUCCCCUUGCUGUUCCCGCUGCCCUACCCUCGAUUCUGCAGGAGCACGACGAGUGGUCCGAUCGUCUUGGCCACGCCAACUUCACCAUCUCACCUUCACCCUACGACCUUUCUGCAGUCAACCCAGAGACGAUUGCCAAGUUCCAGAGCGACUGGGACGCAGCGCGAUGCAACUACACCAAGCACUUAGUGCGUACCGGUGAAAACUACGGGCAGACGAGCAAGAUUUACGCACUCACGGAGGCCAAAUGGGCCGAGACGGAGCGCCGCUGGCGGAGCAUCUACGAGGAGGCGGUCAAGCAAACCUUCUCUUCAGUCCCGAUGUCAAAGACCGGUUCUCGCAGCCGCAGCCGUGGUCGCGCCCGGGGUCGCUCUGUCAGCGCUCACCCUGGAUCAAUGCCAGCCAGUCCUCACGGUGACCCGUUUGCUGGCAUGGAGUGGAAGCGCCUCGAAGACAGCAUGCCCAGCGCUGUGCCUCAGAUCCUCGAGGCCCUCGAUGCCGCCCAAGGCAAAUUCCCCAACCGCGGUGACGAGGACAUUGUUGGCCCCAUGCACCGCGAAGUUUCCAUGGCUGGCGCGUACACCGAGGACUCGCGAUCGCGCUUCUGGAAGAGCCUCGGAGCCAAAGUUGGCAUCCAUCGAUAA
Molecule: messenger RNA, 1746 nt
Organism: Cordyceps fumosorosea ARSEF 2679
Lineage: Eukaryota; Fungi; Ascomycota; Sordariomycetes; Hypocreales; Cordycipitaceae
Exons: 2
Coding region: 1-1746 (581 amino acids)
Source: RefSeq, a predicted model, not a curated record